This is a messenger RNA of Tuber melanosporum (Perigord truffle), 1009 nucleotides long. RefSeq lists its product as uncharacterized. The transcript has 5 exons. Gene Ontology annotation, biological process: mitochondrial respiratory chain complex III assembly. Lineage: Eukaryota; Fungi; Ascomycota; Pezizomycetes; Pezizales; Tuberaceae. Gene Ontology annotation, cellular component: mitochondrion. The coding region runs from base 89 to 1009 and encodes 306 amino acids. The record is from RefSeq and is a predicted model, not a curated record.
AACAAGAUAGCACCACGACCACCAGAGUCAAUCGGAUCGGACCGAUCAAUAGCAUACCCGCAAAUCGAGGAAGGGAAAAAAGAAAGCCAUGACUACGAGAGGUAUUUGUUCAACCUACCUGAGAUUAUCUUCUAGUCGAACCACCGCUAGAAGAGCCCUUCUCCGAUCUUCUCCCCCAACCCUAACCUCUAGACUUCAUACCUCGCAAUGGAAGUUUCAGCAAACUGCGCCGGGCAACAAGGGUGUUUCUAAUGAAGAACCUGUAGCACCUCGAGUCAAGGACAGCCCAGUUAGCCCAGGAGCAACUAAGCCGAGCGGAGGUAUCUUUGGAAAGGUGGCGGAGAAGCUGCGUGAGAAGAUGCCAAAUACUACGGAGACGUAUGUUGCGCAUGGAGUUACACUGGAGUUAUAUAAUGAGUGCCUGAAGCAAGCCGCUUAUGCCGAGGGCCAAGAGUUUUCGGAGAGUGCGAGGUUCUGGUAUGAUGUUUGUGAUAGGCCUAAAACUUUCAUGUCAUGGGCGCAGGUUACAGUAUUGCAUAUGUGGAUGCUCAUUGUUAGGAUUCGGGCGCUCGAUCUGGAUAGGGUCAAGACAUGGCAGCAGCAUUUUGUUGACCAUUUCUUUUAUGAUGCUGAAGGGAAGAUGAUACACACUUAUAAGAUUACUAGUGGUGGACAAAGAAAGACAUAUCUUAAGGAUUUGUACUCCCAAUACAGAGGUAUGAUUGCUGGUUACGACGAAGGUCUUUGUAAAGGCGAUGCCGUUCUUGCCACAGCUAUUUGGAGGAACGUCUUCAAUGCAAGGCCCGACGUUGAUAUGGAAGUCUUGGCCAUGAUCACUAGCUACGUGCGCCGUGUCAUCCACGGCCUUGACAAAGUAAAUGACCAAGUUCUCAAUUCUGCGCGUGUCACUUUCGGACUCCCGAACGGGGAGGUAGAGAUGGUCAGGAUGGAGAGCAAAUUCAUUGGGACAUUUCCGGAGACAACUGUCGUUGAUGGUAAGGCUGCCUGA